Messenger RNA from Brettanomyces bruxellensis, 4605 nucleotides. RefSeq lists its product as uncharacterized. Bases 1 to 4605 code for a protein of 1534 amino acids. NCBI's taxonomy places the organism in Eukaryota, Fungi, Ascomycota, Pichiomycetes, Pichiales, Pichiaceae. Gene Ontology annotation, biological process: positive regulation of GTPase activity; Ras protein signal transduction. Gene Ontology annotation, molecular function: guanyl-nucleotide exchange factor activity. Gene Ontology annotation, cellular component: plasma membrane. The transcript has a single exon. The record is from RefSeq and is a predicted model, not a curated record.
AUGGACCAACCAUCAGGAGUAGAUCAACCUGACAACACGGCAGACUCUGUGUCUAGAAGGACGAUUGUCGAAGUGUCACAACUUUUGGAGAAUUUUGCGCAAAACGAUCCAAUUUUUGACAAUGAACUUCUUUAUCCGACACCAAAGCCCUCAGAGAUUGCCAAGUUCGACCCUGUUACUGGCAAAUUAUCACAGGCUACAAUUGAAUCAAUAGUUACGUAUCUAACAUCUCCAGAAAUUAUUGAUUACCAGUUCAUAGUGGACUUUUUCCUCAGUUUUCGAACAUUCAUAGACACACUACCGUUAAUGGAACUUCUUCUGUGCAGACUAACGUGGUGUCUAAAAGGUUCUCUUUCGGAGGAUCCGGAGACGGCAACCAUAGGAAAGCUUGCCCUUGUCAGAACUUUUGUCACCAUCAGACAUUGGAUAUUAAAUCAUUUUCAGGACGACUUUCUUAAUGACAGACAAAUGCGGGAACUUUUCACAUCCACAAUUAACGAGCUUCCCCAUCACGAGUGUUACAUUAAAAAUGGCGGUCAAUCUUCAUCUUUGGGAUCGAAAGUUCUUGUGAGUUUGAAAAAGAGCUAUCUGGUGAUGUGCCACAUCUUCUGGAACACUGUCUCUCUCGACAAGUUAAAGGAUGUUGAUAUUCUCACCUAUCCGAUCAAGAGUUACUCAUCCAUACCUCACACACGGCUUUCAGUGCUUGGACUGAGACAAAUCCGUGAUCCAUCAGUCCGUAGGUCUGGAAUUUUAUCCAUGGUCGAGCAGAACUCAUCAAGUUCUGUUAAUAUGCUCUUGAAAGAGCAUUCCAAACAAAAUACCAACUCCAAUAAUACCUUAGAAAGCAUAAUUCAAGGAAGUUUGCAUACCAAUUGGAGAAAGGCUACCAGUCUGGGUGCUGCGAUGGGUACGAGAGUUUCGCAUUCAUCAGCAAACAGAUAUGAUAGCAUAUUUGCGAAAGAUAGAUUUAUACUUCACCCAAAAGCAUCGUUGGCAUCAUUGGGUCCAAAGAAUUUGAAAAAUGUUAGCCGUGAUGGUACAAUAGAAAAUCUUUACAGCAAUGUUCUGGAGCACGUGCAGACCACACCAGUGCAAGGAGUGAAGUCACUUGCUUCCACAUCUGGUGAUAGAAUACCUACGAGUCAAGAAAGUAGGGGUUUCACAGUAGGUGGAAGGCUCGAAGUCUUCAGUGAUAGUACAGUUAUAAAGAUAGCGCCAAGUACACCUUUGAAAAGACUGAACAGUCGUGUAAAUGUUAUGGCCAGCAAAAAGAAAGAGGCUCGUACUUCGAGAAAAAUUGGAAGGUUGACGCAUAGUAAUACACAGCGAAGAAGGACGAGAAUUUUUAGGCACUUGUUUCCUGGCGAUUAUGGUGUGGGAUCCAAUGUAUUUAAUGCUGGUGAAAGUUGCAAAACCGGGGUAUCGGAAAGUUCUACUGGUGUAUCGAAGUCAGAGGCAAAGCCACACAGAUUGUUAAGUCUGAAAAGACAAAUUGACACCGCUGGAAAAAUCGAUGUUUUGAGCAAGAGAGUUCUCACGGACUACGAGACGAUACACGAGAAUAAGGAUAAGAUCACACAGGCACGACUAAAGAAAAAGGCAUCAAUACCUAAUAUGGCCCAGGAAGAAAGCUAUUUUCAGGAAUCUCCAACAAAGGGAAAAGGAUCAAGCCAUGGAACAGCAUCCAUAGAGUCUUCGGCACUGCUUGCAAACUUUAACAGUAAGUUUGGACCCAAUGAUUCGAAUAUCGAUAAUAGUAGCAUUUCUGAUGCGAUCGAUGUAGAUAAUUCAGCUGUGGAGCAACAAGUGGACGAGUUGGCAUCUGCAUCGGAGAAUCCUGAUGAUAAACUGUCCUUUAAGACACCGUCUGUUACAAUAAACUGGUCGAAUUCGCUGGAUAUUUCGCAUUCCACUAGAGAUAUAGUCGACAUGUCUCUUCAUCCAACUGGUACAGAGAGGAUCGUGGAUUCUGAAGUGGCAGCCAGUAUUGAGGAAAAACAGAUAGAGGAACAAGACAACCAAGAACAGCAAAAUGCACCUGAAGAUGCUAAUGAACAGGCCACGAUUUCUACUGAUAGGACAAGCUAUUAUGAUACUAAGAGUACGCCACCAGUAAAAAUUGAUCUUAAACCCAUGAAAAGUGCACAUGCUUUAGAUUUGUCUGAUUCUGAAUUUUUUUCCUUUGAGUCGGCAGCAAGUCCUAUAUUAUCCAACAGAAGCUCUAAGACGGAUGCCAGCGAGAAUUUACUACAGCUUGACGAUGCCAUGUUAUCUGCCAACAAUGACAAGAAUACCAAUAGCAUGAAUUCCACUGUUUCACUUAUCAAGGAGAAAAGGAAUACCAACAUGUCUACUGUGGAAGAAGACGAGACAUGCGUGAAAAUUCCGAAGGAAACUCAGGAGGUUGUUCACCAUGAAGAUGUUGCUGGCAUAAAUGAAGAUCAUAGCAUCGAAGAAAUUGUUCAGAAAGCAUCUAUGAAUGAGAAUGAUGAUGAUAAAAUGUACGGUAGAAAUGGUGAAGAGGGAAUUAGUGAUCAUGAUGAAGAUGCUGAAAGCGGGUCUAAAAGUGCAUGCAACAUAAAAAGACAGGAAAGCAAUCAGCAGGAGAGUCCAAAUUCAUUUAGAAAGAACUCCUCAGGACUUCGAACGACUGAUUCGCUAGAUGGUACUUUACCCCUUGGAUGCUCUUCUAUGAUCUCAACACCACCGACUUCUAUCAAAGAAGGUAAGAAGAGAAUUAAAUCCGAUGAAACGGACCUUGAAACUGACUUGGACAAGCAGAUUUCGGUCAGGGUUAUCUCCCGCAACAGCGUUGUGUCAUCAAGAUCUUACAUGACGUAUGAUUCGUCACUUUCGUCUGACGGAUAUGUGCAGGACAGGUGUCAAUUUUCAUCUGCUAAGCUCAGGAAGAAGAAUGCAUUCAAUGAUCUCAGAAAAGGAUUGGUACAUGAAGUGGUGACGGAGGAUGAUACUCACAAUUCACCAGCCCCUCAUGAGGAUAUUGCAGUUCAAGGUAACGGUGAUACUGAUUCAAGUCCUCAUGGAAGUUUACUUCUGGGAUCAUCCUCGUACAGCUCUUAUUCAAUUGAUUCGCAUAAUCUUUGUGAACAAAUGGCGCUUCCUUUUUACAUUGGCGAUUUGACUAACGCGAAUGUUAAUAAGACCGGGAUUGCAGUUGACAAGACAGAAACUUCGAUUUCUUCCUCCUUAUCGCAAUCCACCGUAUCUAGUGGGCAAUGCUCUUCUGAUUUGUCCUCAUCAGAGAGUCCACAAUCAUGCCUUUUACCAUAUCCUGGCAUUUCUCAGUCUGCUAUUGACGAACUUGCUGCAAUCCCAGAUAAUGAAAUAGACUGUAACCCAAUCGAAUAUGCAAGAAGUAAGCUUAAAGGUGAGAUGUCGACUGAGAAAAAAGGUGUCCCUGAAUUCAAUGAUAAGAAGGAUCUUACACCUCCAAUGGAACCAACUCACGAGGAGGAUGUUAUUAAUGGGUCCGGUGAAUCGUUGAAUACAAUGGAAGAGCAGAAAUUGGAAGAUAGGGUUCAUGAUUUAUUUAUUUCAUCGAGUCCAAAUGCUGUUGAAAAAGGGGAAGAUAGCGGGAAAAAACUGUUUAAUCACCAAAGGACACCAACAUCUGUUUCAGCAGGAUCUAGUACAAGACUAAAGUACAGUUCGGUUUCUCUAAAGCAUCAACCUAGGAGCACCAGUUCGUUUGAUAUCGAGUCGUUAAAGCUCACUCCUAAGAAGUUGUUAUAUGGAACGCCAUUGAUGAGUGUUCAGGAAGCCAUGUAUAAGGGUAACCAUAUACCAUUUAUCUUAAGUUACGGAUCCGACGUCUUAUUCAACCAGAUGACUCUGAUUGAACGAGAUCUACUUCUUUCCAUUGAUUGGAAGGAGAUUCUUGACACUAAAUGGGACAAGCCAAUCAACCCAUAUAGCUCAUGGCUUAGACUUUUGCUUGAUAGCGUAGACAAAUCUGGUUUAGAGAUUAUUACGUUGAGAUUUAACCUUGUCACUAACUGGAUUAUAUCAGAGAUUCUUUUAUGCAAAGACUUGGCCGUUCGCGUACUUACAAUCUCCAGGUUCAUUCACUUGGGAAUCGUUUGCAAAAAGAAGCAGAAUUAUGCCACAAUGUUUCAGGUGACCUUAGCAUUAACUGCACCAAUCAUCAAAAAAUUGAAAUCCACAUGGAAUGCCAUUGAUGCGGGAGAUCUGUUGGUUUUGAAAGAACUCAAGGAUGCUACCUCUCCCGCAAACAAUUUCAAGGACAUUCGGGAUCAAAUGGAUGUUGCAGUUCCUUCGAAAGGUAUAAUUCCAUUUAUUGCCCUUGAUUUAAGUGAUUUGACAGUUAAUUCUGAACGGUCGGACACUAUUGCAGUUGCAACGGAUACAGAUGGAGAAGAGGCUGGUGAACCAUAUGAGUUAAUUAAUUUUGAUAAGUUUAGAACAAAAUGUGGAAUAUUGAAGAGGAUACUGAGACUAAUCGACUGGUCGAAGUUGUACAAACUUACCGAAAAUAAAGAGGCCCUAUCUAAGUGUUUGUACCUCAGUUCGAUGAGCGAACAGGAGAUGGAAUAUUGCUAUGCACAUCUUGAUACACCAUAG